CGCCCCCCGGCCACGCCCCAGACCCCGAGUGGGCUCUGCAGCAGGCGGCGACCGCGACAGGCUGGCCGACUCCCAGGCCCCGGCCCACUCGCUCAGAAUGGAGGACGGCUUCCCGGCCCCUCCGCCGCCCCCGCCGCCGGCCCAGGACUCGGCCACGGACCCGGCCCAGACGCCCCCGGAGGGGCCCGGCGCCCUGCCGCCGCCCCCGCCCAAGGAGUCCUUUUCGCGAUUCUACCAGCAACGCCAGGCCAGCGAGCUGAAGCGCCUUUACCGCCACAUGCACCCGGAGCUGCGGAGGAACCUGGAGGAGACCGUGGCCGAAGACCUCGCCGACCUCCUUGAGGCGGGGAGUCCGGGCCCCCAGGCCCCGGGAGGCUCAGACCCGGCCCCGGCCGGCGGCGGCGGCGGCGGCGGCGGCGACGUCCAGUGCAUGCGCUGGAUCUUCGACAACUGGCGGCUGGACGCCAUCGGGGAGCGCCCAGGUCCCAAGAAACUGACUGACGAGGAGGCCGUGCUGAGCGGAGACGUGAAGGCCACAUCCCUCAAGUUCGAGGGCCCGGGCGGCGGCGGGGCGACCCCGCUGCCCGCCGCCCCGCCGCCUCCCCCCGACUCGGGGGCGGCCACGGGGGCCGUGCGCACGGCGCGGUGGCUGUUCGAGACCCAGCCCCUGGACGCGCUCAACAAGACGAGGCUGGAGGAGACGGAGCUGCAGGAAGCCGUGCUUCAGCAGCCCGCGCAGAGCGAACCCGAGCCCAGAGGGGACGUGCAGGGCACCCGGCGGCUCUUCGAAGGCUGCGGCCUGGACGCCGCGCGCGGCCCCGACCAGGAGCGGAGCGUCCUGCGGCUGUGCUCGGAGAUCCGGGACCUGCAGGGCGGCGUGCAGAAGACCGUCAAGCUGUUCCAGACGGAGCCGCUCUGCGCCCUCCGCGACGGCGCUGGGCACAUGCACGAGAUCCAGGCGGUGUGCCGCGAGGAGAUCGGCAGCGCCGCCGUCAGCGCUGCCCGCUGGCUGUUCGAGACGCGGCCGCUGGACGCCAUCGACCGCGACCCGGCCGCCCGGGUGCACGUCGUCCGGGGCAUCUCCCUGGAGGAGGCGGCGCGGCCCGACGUGAGCGGGGCCCGCUGGCUCUUCGAGACGCAGCCGCUGGACGCCAUCCGGGAGGUCACGGUGGACGAACGAGAGUUCCAGUCGGCGCCCGAGGUGGUGUCCGGCCCAGAUGUGCGGAAGCGGCGGCUGCUCUUUGAGACCCGGGCGCUGGACUCGCUGACGGGCGAGGCGGGCGAGGAGGGCGCGGCCGGAGGGGAGGGCGAGGCGGGCGAGGCCGGGAGGGGACCGGCCCGCCCGGGGCCGGGGGAGGGAGAGGCAGCGGCGGGGGCCGUGCGAUCCACCCUGUGGCUGUUCGAGACGCAGCCCCUGGGCGCGCUGGGCGGCGGCCGCUGCCAGGUGGGGCGACUGCAGCGGGUGGAGCCCCGGGAGGAGGGCCGGGGGGACGAGGGGGACGGCGCCCUCGAGGGCCGGCCGGCCGCGGACAGCGGGGAGGUCAAGGCCUUCAGGGCCCUGUUCGAGGCCCUCCCCUUGGACCGCAUCGGGCCGGCGAGCCCGGCGAGCCCCGGCGGCGGGGUCGGAGCCGAGGCGGGGGUGGCCGUGGGCCACGUGCGGGCCACCCAGGCCCUGUUCGACGCCUCCCCGCUGUACGUCCUUCGGGACGGCCGCGGCGGGCUGCACCGGGUCACCGCGGUCAGCCGCGAGCAGGAGGCCGGGCGGGGCUGCCUGUGGCUGUUCGAGACGAAGCCCCUGGACGGGGCCCCGCGGACGGCGGAGGUCAUCCGGGGCCUCACCCGCGAGGAGGCGGCGGCCGAGGACGGAAGGACGGCCCGCUGGUUCUUCGAGACGCGGCCUGCGGAGCCGGCGGAGCCCGCCGAGGCGCAGCGGGGAGAGUCGCCCAAGGGCGAAGCGCCCACGUGCCGGUGGCUCCUGGAGACGACAAGGCCGCCGGACGCGGAGGACUCCGGCGACCCCCGGGUCUCCGUGACCCCCGAGCCCUGCACGUGGAUGCUGGAGGCGCAGCCCCCGGACGGGCAGGGGCCACCGCGCGAGCAACGUCUGCGGGCCGGCCAGGUGUCCGGCGUGGGCGGCGGGGUGGGCGGCACCGUCCGUCGCCUCUUCGAGACCGAGGCCCUGGGCGGCCAGGGCGGGCCCAGGAAGGCCGUUCGCACCUGCAGCCGGGUGGAGAUCCCGUCCGGGGCCGUGUCCCGCCGGCGGGAGGUGUUCGAGGCGCAGCCCGGGGCCGCCCAAGGGGCCGGGGGCUCCGCGGCGUCGGCCGCUGGCGAGGUCGAGCCGGGCUCCGUGCGCCGCUUCACGUGGCUCUUCGAGACCCGCCCCAUGGACGGGCUGAACGCCGCCCCGGGGGGCAUCCGGGAGCUCCCGGCCGCCAGCGGCGGGGCGAGCGCCGGCAAGAGGUUCGUGUUCGAGACCCUGGCCCUGGGGCAGCUGCAGGCCCAGGUGGACGAGUCCGAGCUGCCGCCGCCGCCGCCGCUCCCGCGCGCGGCCCACGCGUGCACCAUGCGCUUCGAGGGCCGGCCCCUCUACGCCCUGCGCGACGCGGACGGCGGCUGCCACGAGGUGACGGCCGUGCGGAAGGAAGAAGUGAGGCGGGGCACGGCGCGGGGAGCCCGCUGGGUCUUCGACACCAGCCCGCUGGACGCCGCCGAGGGGACGGAGGUGUUCCUGGUGCGGGCCGUCACGCAAGAAGAGGGCGGCCGGGGCGCCGCGCGUUGGCGGUUCGAGACGGAGCCCCUGGAGCCGGCGGCCAGGACGCCGGGGGAGAGGAUGGACGCGCCGUCGAGGGAAGACGCCGGGCCGGGAGACGGCGUCCGGAGCGCGGCCGCCGGCCAGUCCCGAGCCCCCGUCGGCCCCGGGCGGUACGUGCGGACCGUGAGCGUCAGCGACCAGCAGCGGGGACACGUGCGCACCUCCACCUGGCUGUUCGAGAACCGGCCCCUGGACUCCCUGCGGGGCCCACCCGAGGCGGGCGAGCCCGAGGCCGGAGAGGCCCCUUCCCCGGCCAUGACCACGGUGCAGAGGGAGGACGUCAGCCGCGGGGGCGUCAAGCGCUGCGCCUGGCUCUUCGAGACGCAGCCGCUGGACCGUCUCCGAGACCCCCCGACCCCCGCGGAACCGGGCGCCCGGGGGGCCGAGGACGAGAGGGGGGAGGAGACCCAGGCGAAGAGCACCACGUGGCUCUUCGAGAACGCGCCUCGGGACGGGCUCAGCGCCUCUCCCGAGGGGCCCGAGGGCUCCGUCCGGGCCAGCCUGCGCGCCCUCCACGCCUGCGGGGCCGUCCUGCGCGGGGGCGUCGUGAUCGAGGCCCGCGGACCCGGCCGCGUCCGCCUGGCCCGCUACCAGCUGGGCGGCCCCGGACACCCGGAGGUCCGGAAGGAAGAGACGGUCGCCGGCGACCUGCGGGACGUCCUGGGCCCGCUGCUCCAACGGGAGCGCCUGGAGCGGCCGGCGCUGCUGGCCGAGGGGGACGCGAGGGGCGAGAUCCGCCUCAGCCCCUUGCAGGUCCCCGAGGCCAGCGGGCCCGGGGCCGCGGCGGCCCUGGGCGAGUUGGUGGACCGGCAGGACGCCACGGCCCGGAGGGGGCUGGUGCUGCAGGAGGCGGCGGACGGCGCCGUCGGCCUGGUGGUCUUCUCCCUCCCGCGGACCGGGGCCGAGAGGGGCCUCGUGCGGCUGUUCGCCGACUGCAUCGAGCGGGGCGACCUGAGCCACCUGGGCAACCUGCGCCGGGAGGCGGAGAUGGACCCGAGCCCGGGGGAACCGUCUGAACCGUCCACGGGGGGCCUGAACCCAUCCCAGAGCGUGAUCCACGUGGACCCGCUGGACGCCUCGGCAGCCCGCCCCCUUCCGCGGACCCAGGGCGAGGAGAGGCCCGAGCAGGGCGGGGCCGGGACACCCGCGGGGGCCCCCACCGACGGUCCGGACUUGCAGGCGGCACUGCGAGGCCUCAGAUGGGCGGCGGCCGAAGCCCGGACCCUGCAGGACCACGUGCAGCGGAAACUCCAAGGAGACAAAACGGGAGGGCCGCCCCGACCCGGCCCGGGCCCUUCUGACGCCGGGACCCCCGCAGCCUCACAGCAGCAAUCCCGGCCGGCUCCCGGACCGGUCAGUGCCGAGAAGCGGGGACGACCCUCCCCGGACACAGGGGACACCGCUCAACUGGCCGCCGCUGGCGCCGAGCCCCGCCACGGAGAGCGGCCGGGUUUGGGGAGCGGUCAGCAGGGCACCGUAGCCAGGGAAGGCCCGGAGCCGGCGGCCCUCGCCCCCGGGGGCUCUCCUAGCCAGGAGGAAGGGAGCCCGGGGAGCUUGCAGGAGGCGCUGAAGAGUCUGGAAAGGUGCCAAGUCAAUGUCUCCAGGGGCGACUUUCAGGCUGCGAUGAUCUACCGCAACGCGGGGCGGGAAAAGCCUGGGGAAGCGCCGAGACCUCGGGCGGCGGCGAUCCCUGGCGAGACGACGCCGGCCGAUUUAGGUCUCGCUCCUCCCGCUGCUCGGUCGCGGACAGAGCCUCCCUCGCUACCCGGCUCCGGCCCCCAGGACCAGGCGCCGGCACUUCGCCCCAAGCCCAGCCUCCCGCCCAAGCCGGCCCACCUCGCCGGCCUGGGCAGUCCCGGCCAGCCUCCGGCCCCGGAGAGGAAGGGGCCGCCGGCCAGGACCCCACUCCAGCUGGCCGAAGAGCGUUUCAGGGAGGCCCGCCAGCGCGAGCCGAGUCUUGCCGCCGGAGCCGGGGGUCGGGCGGUGGCCGGCGCACCGCAGCCGAUGUCCGAUCCGGGAAGCCCGUCGGGGGGCUCCCCGCCCCAGCGGUUUUCAGAUGGGCAGUUAGCCCGGCCCGCAGAGGCCCGGCCAGCCCAGGGGCAGGGAGAAGGGGGAGCCGCGGCGACGCCUCCCUCCGGGUCCCCCGGCGGGGACCCGAGCCGGGGCAGCCCCGUGCCCGGUCGGGCUGGCUUGGUUCUGCAGCCCCGGAUCGGUUCCCCGUCCUUCAUUUCCAUCGAGUCCGUGGCUAGGAAGCCGGCUGCCAAGGCCGCACAGGAACGCCCUCCGCCGGAUCCCACUCCGGCUCGGGGGGGUGGGGUCCCCGAGGCGGGGGUCGAGCCACUGCCGGUCCUGCCGCACCCGACCCGCUCCGGAGGCAGCGGGGAUGGGGCCUGGGGCCUGCGGGGGCCGGACUCCACCGCCUCCGGGAGACAGAAGAGCAUGUUGGAGGUGCAGAUGGGGACCGUGAUUGUCUCCGCUCCCACCCUGCGGCGGUAGGCCGCGUCCGGCGCCCCCGCACGCCCCUUGCACGCCCCCUCCUCGCCCCCUCCUCACAGUCCGGCCACGGUCUCCCCAGGUGUCAUGAGAUUCUUACAAGGCUCUUGGGAGGAGGAGCCGGGGAGGAGUGGCUGAGCGCUGGGAACGCCAGGCGGGACAAGCACAGCCCGCGAACCCACGAUCCCCCUUAGCCUGGCAGCCCCCGUACCGGCCGGAAAGCCACCCUCCGUUCCUUUUGGCUCCUUCCUUCCUCAACCUGGGGUGGACCGGGCCAGCUGGAGGGCAGGGGGUUGCUCAGUCCGGAUUCGAUCCACAGGGCCCGGAGGAGUCCCCAUUAGGCCCAACCCUGCCUCAGGGACCCUCAGGGACCUUGGGCAUACGAGCGUGAACACACACACACACACACACACACACACACACACACACACACACCCGCGCUCAGACUCCUCCUCAUCCACACACACUCACAAACACCUAGCCCCCUCCACCGACCACAAACUGCCAGACUCAAUCACUCCCACACUCCCACAGGCAGCAGCCGGCCUUGUAGGCAGGUUUUCCUCCUUCAACUCCAUUUCAGCUGCUGCUUUGGGGCGAGGGGCGGAGCGAGGAGGACAGGGGUAGCAGAUGCGGCGGCGGAGGCUCUGACCAUCGUGGCUCAAUUCGCGCUUCAGGGCCCCGACGCCCAACGUGGCCCCUGACAAGUCCCAGUUCCCAAGGGAGGUGCAGGAUUCGACUCUGACGUUGAACCGAAGGCCCUGGGUCGCCCAGGUCUGGGCGAGUUGGCGAUAACCCCUCUGUAACCGUUUUCUUCUGUUCCUAUAAAACGUUUUGUACCAUC
Messenger RNA from Ornithorhynchus anatinus (platypus), 6149 nucleotides. It is a transcript of the gene XIRP1, whose product is annotated as xin actin binding repeat containing 1. Gene Ontology annotation, biological process: actin cytoskeleton organization; actin filament organization. NCBI's taxonomy places the organism in Eukaryota, Metazoa, Chordata, Mammalia, Monotremata, Ornithorhynchidae. The coding region runs from base 98 to 5308 and encodes 1736 amino acids. Gene Ontology annotation, cellular component: stress fiber; focal adhesion. The record is from RefSeq and is a predicted model, not a curated record. The transcript is spliced from 2 exons. Gene Ontology annotation, molecular function: actin filament binding.